AAAACCCCGGCCGGGAUAGGGCGUGGGGCAGCGCGUCGGGACGUCCCCCGCGUAGGGCUCGACGGCGCCUGCGCGCUGCGCGGCCGGCCGGGGCGCCGGGGUGCUGGGAGUGGGGCGGGGGCAGGUGUAGCCUCUUUGCCUCAUUGUCCCUUAGCGCCGCCCGGAUAUCGCGCGGGCCGCUCGCACCAUGAAGAUCUGGACUUCGGAGCAUGUCUUUGACCAUCCUUGGGAAACUGUUACCACAGCUGCAAUGCAGAAAUACCCAAACCCUAUGAACCCGAGUGUGGUUGGAGUUGAUGUGUUGGACAGACAUAUAGAUCCCUCUGGAAAGUUGCACAGCCAUAGACUUCUCAGCACAGAGUGGGGACUGCCUUCCAUUGUGAAGACUCUUAUUGGUGCAGCAAGAACCAAAACAUAUGUGCAAGAACAUUCUGUAGUUGAUCCUGUAGAGAAAACAAUGGAACUUAAAUCUACUAAUAUUUCAUUUACAAAUAUGGUUUCAGUAGAUGAGAGACUUAUCUACAAACCACAUCCUCAGGACCCAGAAAAAACUAUUUUGACUCAAGAAGCCAUUAUCACUGUGAAAGGAGUCAGCCUUAGCAGUUACCUUGAAGGACUGAUGGCAAGUACCAUAUCUUCAAAUGCUAAUAAAGGCCGAGAAGCAAUGGAAUGGGUAAUACAUAAAUUAAAUGCCGAGAUUGAAGAACUGACAGCUUCAGCAAGAGGAAGCAUAAGGACUCCAAUGGCGGCAGCAGCAUUUGUAGAAAAAUGAUACUACAAGUUGGCAGACAACGUUGGGUCCCCCAGGUCUCUCCAAGCUGGCAAUAUAUUUAUUUGUUAUUUAAAAAAUACAACUAUAUUUUAGGUAGAAUUUUUUUUUAAUAAGCUGAUUUAAGGCUAACUGACUUUUGAUCAAAACAGAGAUACAGGGCUUCUAAAUAAAAGGGAUCAUCUGAAAUUAGUGUUGUUUGAAAUGGCUGUCUAGUUUUAAGGUUUCCAGUAUUUAUAUGAAAAUUUAAGUUUUCUUAAAAGUACUUGGAAAUUGGUAUUGACAUUGAAUUUCCUUAAGGUAGAAUUUUAAAGCUUUUCAUGCAUUGGAACUCUACCUGGCUUUGGACCAACCCCAGAAGAAAGCAGAGCCACCUCUUACACAAGAUUGCUCUGCUGCUGUAACUUCAACAGCUUGCAUGAGAGAACUCACCUUAAAAGGAGAAAUUAUAUACUUUUAAAAGAUAUUAAUUUGUAUAAAAUAACUUGCUCUGCUAUAAACCACCAUUAAAAACCAGUGUUUUGGUUUUGUACUUAAAUAUUUUUGGAGUGAAAAUUACCUCUAAAGUAAUAUAUGACUCCAACAAAAAUAAAAUUUUAUUGUAUUAAAGAGUACUGUAUUGAUUUGCCAAAGUUUUGUGACUUAGUAGGUAUUACCUUCC
This is a messenger RNA of Propithecus coquereli (Coquerel's sifaka), 1430 nucleotides long. RefSeq names its product slowmo homolog 2 (Drosophila) (gene PRELID3B). Gene Ontology annotation, molecular function: phosphatidic acid transfer activity. The record is from RefSeq and is a predicted model, not a curated record. Bases 188 to 772 code for a protein of 194 amino acids. Gene Ontology annotation, cellular component: mitochondrial intermembrane space. The transcript has 6 exons. NCBI's taxonomy places the organism in Eukaryota, Metazoa, Chordata, Mammalia, Primates, Indriidae. Gene Ontology annotation, biological process: phospholipid transport.